GAGGAAGAGGAAGAAGAAAGAUGGAGAUGGCGCUCGGCUUCCGCAGUCCUUCGCGUGCCCUGCUAAACCCUGGCGCGAGAGGUCCCCGCCCUUCUCCUCCUCCUCAGCCGGCGAAGCAGCUCUUCGGUCUCGGCACGGGCGGCUUAUCUUCGCCCCCCCUCGCCUCCGGGACGAGCCUCCUCCGGUGCCGCUCCGAGCGUCGAGUUCGCCGCCCCCGCCCCAUCGCUUGCUCCGCCGCUCAGACCGCGGAGACCCCUACCGAGAAGAAGAGCCAGUUGAUGAGGAGAAGAGACAUAAGGAAUAUAGCCAUUGUUGCGCAUGUCGACCACGGGAAAACAACUUUGGUGGAUUCUAUGUUGAGGCAAGCCAAGGUUUUCCGUGAUAAUCAAUUCGUGCAAGAAAGGAUAAUGGACUCGAAUGAUCUUGAACGCGAAAGGGGAAUUACAAUUCUUAGCAAAAACACUUCUAUUAAUUACAAAGACACGAAAAUUAACAUAAUCGACACACCGGGACACUCUGACUUUGGAGGUGAAGUGGAACGCAUCCUUAAUAUGGUGGAAGGAGUGCUGCUCGUGGUGGAUUCUGUUGAAGGUCCUAUGCCACAAACAAGAUUUGUCCUGAAGAAGGCAUUGGAAUUUGGUCAUGCUGUAGUUGUUGUCGUCAAUAAGAUUGAUAGACCAUCUGCUCGUCCAGAUUUUGUCAUCAACUCCACUUUUGAAUUGUUCAUUGAACUAAAUGCGACAGAUGAACAGUGUGAUUUCCAAGCAAUAUAUGCUAGUGGUAUUAAAGGAAAAGCUGGGCUUUCCCCCGAUAAUUUGGCGGAAGACCUUAGCCCACUUUUUGAGGCGAUAAUCAGAUGUAUACCCGGACCACGUAUUGACAAAGAUGGCGCAUUACAAAUGCUUGUCACAAAUAUUGAGUAUGAUGAACAUAAAGGACGAAUAGCUAUUGGGCGCUUGCAUGCUGGGACUUUGAAGAAGGGCACUGAUGUGAAGGUAUGCACUUCAGAAGAUUCUUGUCGAUAUGCAAGAGUUAGUGAGCUUUUUGUGUAUGAAAAAUUUAUUAGAAUUCCUGUAGAAAGUGUCGAAGCGGGUGAUAUAUGUGCAGUCUGUGGCGUCAACGAUAUCCAGAUUGGAGAGACAAUUGCUGAUAAAACAUCAGGGAAGCCAUUACCUGCCAUCAAGGUGGAGGAACCGACAGUGAAAAUGUCAUUUUCUAUAAACAUAUCACCAUUUGUUGGACGUGAGGGAAAAUAUGUUACUAGUCGGAACUUACGUGAUCGACUAUAUCGUGAACUUGAGCGGAAUUUGGCAAUGAAAGUUGAAGAUGGUGAAACUUCUGAUACCUUCAUAGUCAGUGGGCGUGGUACCUUGCAUAUCACCAUUCUGAUUGAAAACAUGCGAAGAGAAGGAUAUGAAUUCAUGGUGGGCCCUCCUAAGGUCAUUAGCAAAAAGGUGAAUGACAAGUUGCUGGAGCCAUUUGAGAUUGCUACGGUGGAGGUACCAGAAGAGCACAUGGGAUCUGUCGUUGAACUUCUUGGCAGAAGGCGUGGGCAGAUGUUUGAUAUGGAGGGGGUCGGGUCAGAGGGAACUACUUUGCUUAGAUAUAAGAUACCAACUCGUGGCCUUCUUGGACUGCGAAAUGCAAUUUUAACUGCUUCUCGGGGAACGGCUAUUCUCAACACAAUAUUCGAUAGCUACGGUCCUUGGGCUGGUGAUAUCAACACUCGGGAUCAAGGAUCAUUGGUUGCUUUUGAGGAUGGAACAAGUACAUCCUAUGCCCUUGCAAGUUCUCAAGAGAGGGGUCAGAUGUUUAUUGGUCCUGGCGUGGAUGUUUAUAAAGGUCAAAUUGUAGGAAUUCAUCAGCGUCCAGGGGAUCUAUCCCUCAAUGUCUGCAAGAAAAAGGCAGCAACCAAUGUACGCUCUAACAAGGAACAAACUGUGGUGCUUGAUACGCCAAUGGAUUAUAGUUUGGACGACUGCAUAGAAUAUAUUCAGGAAGACGAACUGGUGGAGGUGACUCCCUUAAGUAUCCGGAUGUGCAAAAAUCCUAAACUUUCAAAGAAGCCUAGGUGAAACUUGCAAGAAGUCGAGGUGAAGGUGAACAGCUGAACAUCUGCUUGUUGCCUUAUUAGUCAUCUGCAGGUCGAGCAACAUAUCUGUCAAGUUUACAUGUUGCUCUCUCUCUCUCGCUCACUUUCUGCGGGAGGGUAUAUAGUGAAUGUUGGAAGCUCUCUACACAAGCUACUUUUGGCGAUCCACCUCAUUUGGUCAUCCAGAUCAUGCCCAUUUUUUUUUAACCUUUCUAACUCCUAGCGAGUUCAUACAUACAGAAAGGGACAUCAAGCACUGUAUCAUUGCCAAUUGGAGGUCAUAGUUAAAUGUACUACUAAUUUUGCACAUCGAUAGUGAAGCAUAGAAUAUACCCUUGUAUUCUUUCACCCGAACGAAUCAUACAAUGGAGAUCUGCAGAGAUUCACUGCCA
This is a messenger RNA of Syzygium oleosum, 2484 nucleotides long. RefSeq names its product putative elongation factor TypA-like SVR3, chloroplastic. NCBI's taxonomy places the organism in Eukaryota, Viridiplantae, Streptophyta, Magnoliopsida, Myrtales, Myrtaceae. The coding region runs from base 21 to 2075 and encodes 684 amino acids. Gene Ontology annotation, cellular component: ribonucleoprotein complex; cytosol. The record is from RefSeq and is a predicted model, not a curated record. The transcript is spliced from 14 exons. Gene Ontology annotation, molecular function: GTPase activity; GTP binding.